UGCGCCUGCGCAGUGCAUCCAGCUUGUAACAAACGGAGCCAAGAUGGAGGUGUUUGUUGUUGCUCCGAGCUUCAGGUGCUCAAGCUUCGAGUUACCACCUGGUUCUGUUGUCAGAGACGUUCUGGAACGGUUCAUUCCGCACCAGGACUGGUAUGUCACCACUAACGGCCGUUUGUCCGGGCUGGAGGAGCGGCUGCAGGAUGGGGCCGUCUACCGCCUGGAGCCCCGGCUCCGUGGAGGGAAGGGAGGUUUUGGCUCCAUGCUCCGGGCUUUGGGAGCGCAGAUUGAGAAGACGACCAACAGAGAGGCCUGCAGAGAUCUGAGCGGCCGCCGCCUUCGAGACGUUAACCAUGAGAAGGAGAUGGCGGACUGGCUGAAGAAGCAGUCGGAGCGCGAGGCGGAGAAGGAGCAGCGGCGGCUGGAGCGUUUGCAGAGGAAGCUGUCGGAGCCGCGGCAUCAGUUCACCGACCCGCAGUACCAGCAGCAGUGCCACGACCUGAGCGAGCGUCUGGAGGACUCUGUUCUGAAAGGCCUGCAGGUGACCUCCAGCAGCCAGGUGAAGGUCGGAGCUGACCCGGAUCAGAACCGAGCCCCUGCGAGGAAGAGGAGGAAGACUGCAGCGGCGGCUGGGUUCUGGACGGGUCUGGAGGAGCUGCUGAGCUCUGAGGAUGAAGAUGAUGAAGAUGAGUCUCCAUGCAGUAGAGGAGCUGUUACCAUGACGACCCAGAGGGCGGAGGCGGAGCCUGGACCCAGCAGCAGCACCGCCACAACCUCAGAGGUCCAGAACGCCGGGCUCCCGACGGAACCGACCCAGGUCCAGAACGCCGGGCUCCCGACGGAACCGACCCAGGUCCAGAACGCCGGGCUCCCGACGGAACCGACCCAGGUCCAGAACGCCGGGCUCCCGACGGAACCGACCCAGGUCCAGAACGCCGGGCUCCCGACGGAACCGACCCAGGUCCAGAACGCCGGGCUCCCGACGGAACCGACCCAGGUCCAGAACGCCGGGCUCCAGACGGAACCGGCUGUUGGACCGUCAGGGGACCAGAACCCUCCUCAGGGCUGCAGGGAACCGGAUCAGCAGUUGGACCUGUCCUCGGUGCCGUCCGUCCAGCAGCUGGAGUCUCUGGGUCUGGAGGUUCUGAAGGAGGAACUGAUGCGCCGCGGCCUGAAGUGCGGGGGAACGCUGUCGGAGCGCGCCGCCCGCCUCUUCUCCGUCAGAGGCCUGAGUCCAGACCGGAUCGACCCGGCACUGCUCGCCAGAACCAGGAGGAAGUAAACCCAGCUGGGAACUUCCUGUCUGGAAUGAAGCGUUCGGGUCUGGAUGUUGGAAUCGUUUAUUUGAACAUGUGAAUCGAUGAUCAGAUUUGUUUUCAUGAAAUAUUAAUAAAAUGUUUCAGAACCGAA
This is a messenger RNA of Gambusia affinis (western mosquitofish), 1407 nucleotides long. RefSeq names its product SDE2 telomere maintenance homolog (S. pombe) (gene sde2). The transcript is spliced from 8 exons. Lineage: Eukaryota; Metazoa; Chordata; Actinopteri; Cyprinodontiformes; Poeciliidae. The coding region runs from base 44 to 1279 and encodes 411 amino acids. The record is from RefSeq and is a predicted model, not a curated record. Gene Ontology annotation, cellular component: nucleus.